Messenger RNA from Amyelois transitella, 909 nucleotides. Its product is annotated as GATA zinc finger domain-containing protein 1. NCBI's taxonomy places the organism in Eukaryota, Metazoa, Arthropoda, Insecta, Lepidoptera, Pyralidae. Gene Ontology annotation, biological process: chromatin organization; regulation of DNA-templated transcription. The record is from RefSeq and is a predicted model, not a curated record. The coding region runs from base 147 to 878 and encodes 243 amino acids. Gene Ontology annotation, cellular component: nucleus. Gene Ontology annotation, molecular function: sequence-specific DNA binding; zinc ion binding. The transcript has 3 exons.
AUGAAUUUUGCGUUUGUUGUGAAGUUUGUGUUUGAUUUGUUUUUAAAUUUUAAAUGAAACACAUAAAUUGUGAUUUGAAAACGAAUACUUGAUGACUUUUAAUAAAUAUUUAUCUUACUAUAAAAGUUUAAAGUUACUUAAAUAAAAUGCCAAAGCCUGUAUGUGUGAAAUGCAGCACCAACGAUUCUCUCCUCUGGCGGAGCGCCGAAAAUGGGCAGAUCUGCAACGACUGCCACCUCGCCAACGCUGCUAAAGACAACAGAUUCGAGAUAGAAAUCAAAGUAGAAAGCGAGGAAAUAAAAGAAACAGAUUCUAAAAAUGGUAAAGAUGACUCUACCCCUGCGAAAGCUACUGGAAAGGGGACGCGAAAAAGUACUCGUUCGACGAGGUACAAGCCGAAGACGCCGGCCCCAGCGCCUCCCAAGCCGCCCGCGCUGCGAGGACGAGGUAGACGCAGCCUGUUCAAAAGACCUCCUGUCAAGGCGCCCAUAUCCACACCAACAGUGGUUACAAGUGAUUCAGUGUUCUAUAAGGGCAACUACUUACAAGUAGGCGACAUAGUUUCAAUGGUGGAUGUAGAUGGCGGGCUGUACUAUGCUCAGAUCCGUGGCUUUAUGACGGACCAGUACUGCGAGAAGAGUGCUGUCGUCACAUGGCUGCUCCCUACCAAGGCCAGCCCCCCGCCUGACAAAGGAUUUGAUCCUGCUACAUAUAUUAUUGGACCAGAAGAAGAACUCGCCCGCAAGCUGGAAGUGAUGGAGUUUGUGAUGCACGCGCCGUCAGACUACUACAAAGCCAGCAACUGCCCGUACCCCCUCAUCGACACCGAGGUUAACAGCUACAGCGGGUACAUCUGGACGUCUCUUUAUGAUGACUAGCAGUGGUUGGGGAAUAAAAUUUUCAAGUAUU